UUUCUUCCCCAGACGUCUACAUGUUACGAUAUGGGACGGACAGGGCAAAGAAUCUCGGGUUGUAAGGCGACGAUGAAAGUCCGUGUGCUCAGUGCGUCACGAGAAACCUCCAUUGUGACAGAAGCCUCCAAUGUCGAUUUCGCCACAGUAGGCUUGGCUCGACAAAGCACAAGAACACGUGGAAGAGGGCUAGACUUUCCACCGAAUCAACGGUGGUGCAAGCUCGUCAAGCAAGAGAUCGAAUUUGUGGAUCAGACGUUAGACAUCGUUCGAUCAUUCAACUCUUUGUCAGACCCUGAAGCCUACCCCAGCUCGUCGGAAGACCAGCCCUUUUGCUUGUUGGAAGGACAAGACACAGAGCAUACAUCACCAUGUAUUGGUAGUCAGCAUGCUGUCGGCGAUGCGCAACAACGUCCGACCAGCUCGACUUACUCGCACACAGAUAGUCAACCCCAGGAGUCUAGUAAUCUAGGCCACGCCACUUUGCCAUUUCACCAGCAUUCUGAUCAAUUACCUGGGCUGGUGUUUCACGAAUACACAAACGUUACGACUGAGCAGAUUGAUAGUAAUCUCAAUAACACCGAAUUUACGGCACAGGAUACCUAUGCUUCAUACGGUGAUAAAUACCAGCUACGUCUACCCACCUGCGUGCUCAAGCAAGACGAGGCAGAGUUGGUUCGCCACUUCUUCUCCGGCUUCAGCGAUGCCUUCGAUCUUGGGGAUCCAGAUCGGCCAUUCUCCAGUUGGAUAUCAACCCGAGUGUUACAAUAUCCUCGACUUCUCGAGUCUGUCUUGACGAUCGCCUCGAGACAUCUCGACAAGGGGAAAACUAGUACGACUUGCCUGGACUCAGCGGCUGAGCCGUCUUCUGAUUACACCCAACGUUUGCCUAGCAUCAGUUCAAACAUUGACUCUUCUAUGGAAGAGACCCAUUCUGUUGCGGACCUGUUAUCACGAUUUGCGCAAAGCAUGGAAGCUAAAUGCUCGGUCUCCUCUCCCUCUCCCGGUCAAGCGACCAUGAUGGACGAACCGACAGAACCCUUUGAACAAGGGGACCUCCCCGAAGCCGCCUGGUGGGCAAAUCUGCGGCUGGAAGCCUACUUGGCAGUUGUCAAUCAGGCACCUUUCCCAUCAUACUUAGAUUCCCUGUGCGCAGACAAGAGAGGCGCUCCCGUCGAUGACAAAGACUGGGCGAACCUUAUGCUUCUUCACUUGACAGAAAUUAUCCGAUACUGUUUCUCAGAUAAUAAAGAUACCGAGCACUAUGCUGCGCUGCUGAAAGACACUACUAUCUGGUCGGAGACAAAACCAGAUUCCUUCGAUCCUAUAUAUACAUGCAAUCACCCCGAGAAACAAGUACUUCCAGAUAUAUGGCUAUAUAGCGAACCAGUGGCUGCUGGCUUGCAAUACUACCAUCUCAGCAGGAUGCUUCUUAUGUCUCAUGAUCCGCGUCUUCCAAAGAUUGGACUUGCAAGGAACAGGACAAUGAAGCAAAUAGAGGUCGAAAUGAAGAACGAUACCAAGAUAAUCUGCGCAAUUGCCGCAGGCAUGGGCGAAGCCAGUCCCACAUACCUCAAGGACAGUCUAAAGAAGACGUGGGGAUGGCUUUAG
This is a messenger RNA of Fusarium oxysporum Fo47, 1611 nucleotides long. RefSeq lists its product as uncharacterized. The transcript is spliced from 6 exons. Lineage: Eukaryota; Fungi; Ascomycota; Sordariomycetes; Hypocreales; Nectriaceae. The record is from RefSeq and is a predicted model, not a curated record. Bases 31 to 1611 code for a protein of 526 amino acids.